This is a messenger RNA of Metopolophium dirhodum (rose-grain aphid), 1518 nucleotides long. RefSeq names its product zinc finger BED domain-containing protein 5-like. Lineage: Eukaryota; Metazoa; Arthropoda; Insecta; Hemiptera; Aphididae. The record is from RefSeq and is a predicted model, not a curated record. The transcript has 2 exons. The coding region runs from base 1 to 1518 and encodes 505 amino acids.
AUGGAUAAGUUUUUGAAUUCUAGUAGAAAACGUGAUAAUCCAGAAGUAAUUUCAAAUAUUGAAAAGAAACAAAAAAUCAGAAAAUAUGAUGAUAGUUAUUUGAAUUUCGGAUUUACUAGCACUGUUGUUGCAAACGUAGAACAUCCCCAGUGUGUUGUUUGUUUGAAAGUAAUGGCUGUAGAAAGUAUGCUUCCAAAUAAAAUGAAACGCCAUUUGGAGACAGUUCAUGGAAAUUUGGUGAACAAACCACGUGAUUAUUUCGUAUCAAAAUUAAAAGCUAUGGCUCAACAAAAACAUAGUUUUACAAAACAAGCUACAAUUCCUUCUAAAGCACUACUUUCUUCCUAUAAAGUAGCUUGGCGAAUAGCAAAGAGUAAAAAACCUCAUACUAUCGCAGAAAAUCUAAUUUUACCAGCCGCUAUGGAUAUGGUGUCUAUUAUGAUUGGGGAUGCUGCUGCUAAACAACUUCAAAAUGUGCCAUUAUCAGAUAAUACUAUUAGUCGUAGAAUACAAGAUAUGGCUGAAGACAUCAAUGAUCAAUUAAUUGAAAAACUAAUAGGAAAUGACUUCGCCAUUCAACUGGAUGAAGCAACUGACAGCCAUAAUGAUGCCCAUCUUAUUUGUUAUGUAAGGUUCGUAGUAAAUGACGUGUUUCAUGAAGAUUUACUUUUUUGUAAAACUAUUGUUGGUGAAACAAAAGCAGCAGAUUUAUUUAAUAUAUUAGAUUCUUUCAUAAUUGAAAACAACAUUGUUUGGGACAGAUGUUUUGGUGUUUGCACCGAUGGAGCUCGCUCUAUGGCAGGUUGUUAUAAUGGUUUACAAGCACUCGUUAAAAAAAAAGCCCCUAACGCUGUAUGGACGCACUGUAUUAUUCACAGAGAAGCUCUCGCUUCAAAAAUUAUUAGUCCAAGUCUUAAUGAAGUCUUGCUGUCUGUUAUUGAAAUAGUUAAUUUCAUCAAAACUCGACCUAUAAAGUCCCGGUGUUUUAAAAAAAUGUGUGAAGACAUGGGAGCUGAGCAUACCUCACUUUUGUAUUAUUGCAACUCCCGUUGGCUUUCACGAGGAAACGUGUUGAAAAGAUUAACUGAAAAAAUUACUUCUUUUAAAAGAAAAUUAGUCUUGUGGAAGAAUAAAAUCGAGGACGAUCAACAACGAAAUUGGAUUAAAGAUCCUUUUACUACUGAUCUACCGUCAGAAUUAACAAUUACUGAACAAGAACAACUGAUAGACUUGUACUCAGAUUCAGUAUCAAAAUCCAAAUUUGUAUCAUUAUCUUUACCAGAAUUUUGGAUAGCUAUGAAGAAGCAAUAUCCGAUCGUAGCCAAUAAGGCUAUCAGGACUUUAAUUCCAUUUGCUUCUUCAUACUUAUGUGAAACGGGUUUUUCGGCCUUAGCAGUUAUCAAAAGUAAAUACAGAGGAAAACUAAAUACCGAAAAGGAAAUGAGAAUCGCACUAUCAAAAUUUACCCCACGAUUUGAUGAUUUAAUGCAACAAAAACAAGCACAGCCGUCCCAUUAA